This is a messenger RNA of Diaporthe amygdali, 1497 nucleotides long. RefSeq lists its product as uncharacterized. The record is from RefSeq and is a predicted model, not a curated record. Bases 1 to 1497 code for a protein of 498 amino acids. Gene Ontology annotation, molecular function: aldehyde dehydrogenase (NAD+) activity. The transcript has 5 exons. Lineage: Eukaryota; Fungi; Ascomycota; Sordariomycetes; Diaporthales; Diaporthaceae.
AUGUCUGCAACUCUGACUAACGGCGGAGGGGCCACCCAUACCAACGGCAAGUUAGAUCUGAAGAUAGACUUCCAGGACAAUUUUGUACAGAUCAUCAAUGGCAGGAGCGCCCCUACAAAAUCAACUCGCCACGGCGUCAACCCAGCCAAUCUUAUGCCCUUGGCCGAGGUCCCUGUCGCGACCCAAGACGAUCUCGACAGUGCCGUCACUGCAGCCAAGGCGGCUUUCAAGACCUGGUCCAAGACCCCGUACGAUGACAGGCGCAGUGCGGUGUUGGCUUUCGCCGACGCCAUCGAGUCGCAGCGGGUGGAGUUUCGGGAUCUGCUUAUAACCGAGCAAGGAAAGCCGAUUCCGCAAGCAGAUGCCGAGACAGAUGCGGCCAUCGCCUGGAUCAGGGGCAUGGCUGACCUUUCGCUGCCGGAAGAUGUCAUCGAGGAUACCGAGAAGAGAACAGUCAUCACGCGCUACACGCCUAUCGGUGUGGUGGGAGCCAUAAUACCAUGGAAUUUCCCGCUUCUCCUCGCCACGGGGAAGAUCGCGCCAGCGCUUCUGACUGGAAACGUCAUUAUCGUCAAGCCUUCACCAUUCACUCCAUACUGUGGAUUGAAGCUAGCUGAGCUGGCGCAGAAGCUCUUCCCUCCAGGUGUUGUCCAGUCGCUAAGCGGUGACGAUAGCCUCGGUCCCUGGCUCACAAGCCAUCCCGGUAUCGACAAGAUCAGCUUCACAGGAUCCACGGCUACCGGGAAAGCUGUUUUGCAGAGUGCCAGCAAGACACUGAAGCGCGUUACUCUUGAGCUGGGCGGUAAUGAUCCUGCGAUCAUUUUCCCGGAUGUGGAUGUGGAAAAAGUAGCACAACAAAUUGCAGUCUGGGCAUUUUUAAACUCGGGUCAGAUUUGCUUAAAUUUGAAGAGGAUUUAUGUUCAUGAAUCCAUCUAUGAAGAUUUCAAAAAGGCCAUGGUCAAGCACGCGGGAAGCUUCGCUUUUGGCGAUGGCACGAAGACAGGGAUCACUCACGGGCCACUCCAGAACCGUAUGCAGUAUGACCGAGUGAAGACUUUUUUCAACGACAUUGCCAAACAGGGUUGGGAGGUGGCUCUCGGAGGUGAGAUGGAUGACGAACCGGAAAAGGGAUACUUUAUUAAACCAACCAUUAUCGAUCGGCCGCCGGAGAAGUCGCGCAUCGUGGUUGAAGAACCUUUCGGACCCAUCGUGCCGCUUCUCACUUGGCAAAACGAGGAGGACGUGAUUGAUCGCGCCAACGACACCACCAUGGGGCUUGGAGCCUCCGUGUGGUCGAACGACCUCCGAAAGGCUACUCGUGUCGCUAGGGAGAUACAGGCGGGCAAUGUCUGGGUCAACACGCACUUCGAUCUCUCGCCGAUAGCCCCUUUCGGUGGUCACAAGGAAAGUGGGAUCGGGAGCGAAUGGGGACUGAAUGGUCUGAAAGCAUUUUGCAACGUGCAAACCCUGUUCCUGAACAAGUCGCUGCCGGAAUGA